Molecule: messenger RNA, 4400 nt
Organism: Hyaena hyaena (striped hyena)
Lineage: Eukaryota; Metazoa; Chordata; Mammalia; Carnivora; Hyaenidae
Gene: ALDH3B1
Product: aldehyde dehydrogenase 3 family member B1
Exons: 12
Coding region: 2338-3888 (516 amino acids)
Biological process (GO): aldehyde metabolic process
Cellular component (GO): cytoplasm
Molecular function (GO): aldehyde dehydrogenase (NAD+) activity
Source: RefSeq, a predicted model, not a curated record
CAGCAGUGCCCGGUGUCUGCCAGAGUCCAGGAAGUGGGGACUAGGCGGACCAGACCCACCCUGUCUAGAGAAGGGACCGAUCCCUGGGGGGACAUGGCCAGCAUCAGGGGACCGGGCGGCCCAGUCUCUGUAGGGUGGGGCUGGGGUUGACUCAGUCCACAGGCCAAGGGUUGCUCCCCAGUUCCCUCGGUCCCCACGAUCAGGAGGUCCCCACGCUUUGACUCUGCCAAAGCGUCUGGACAACCCAUGAAAAUCCAGUUCAGGCGACUGGGGGAGAUCAGAUUGAAGACCCUGGAACAUCAGGACCUUUGGCCAGUUCCGUAUCCCUGACCGAGCCUGGCCCACGGUCUCCUCGGGCUCCUCCCCAGCGCCUCCUUCCUGAAGGGCCCUUGGAACAGGGGUCCUUCACAGUCUGAAUGACGAUCGGGCUCAGCCUCACAGGGCUCGGCCCUGCGCGGGACGCUGCACGCCUGAUUCUCCCCACAGCACUGUCCCCAUUUCACAGAUGGGGAAGGUGAGCCACAGAGAAGCCGGCAACCCACCCCAGGACUCCUAGCCAACAACCAGGGCUGCCAGGAUCUAGCCCCAGGGCAUCGGGCCCUGAAACAUUGUACCAAAAGGAUGCCCUUAGAAGGCCUCUGGGGCGGCUGGGGAAACUGAGGCAGCAAGACCGACAGAGUGGGCAGAGGCUGGGGUGGGAGGAGAGUUCGGUCAGCACCGAGGCUCGCUCAGCAGCAGGACCGGCCAUGAUGCAGGGGGUGGGGGCAGGGCAGUAGAUUCCCAAGGAUGCUCGGAGGCAGCAGACCCAGGUGUGCCCCCUUAUUCACCCCUCCCUGACUCCAUGCGACCUCUCUGAGCCUCAGCUGGCUUCAGGGUCACCAUGACAACCCCCACACCACACCACCCAGGGCACCCCGGCUGGCACACUGCCAUCAGGGCCUGCUUAUUACGCUGGGUAGAGGAGCCCCAGGCCCACGGCCUUGAGGAGUCGUGGCGUGUCCUCCCCUGGCCUCCAAGCCAUCAACUGAUUAAUGUCGUCACCAACUGAUUUAGCAACCCUCCCCCACCACCAGCACCCCCCCAGAAGCACCGGGUCAGGAAGAGAUGCGGCCCAGUGGGCAGUUGAAAGCGGGGUCCCCUGGCCCCAAGGCCCUCAGCACUGAGCCUGAGGAGGCCAGAAGGGGAAGCAGGGUGGGGGCUGACAGGAAUAGCGAGGAGGAGGGGAACAGGUGCAAACAGCCCACCUGCUCACCCUCGACGGCCCCUCCAGAGCCCAGCCACACCCCCCACCUGCCUGGCCCUGCUUCUGCAGUUCAGGCCAGCUGCUGAGGUCCCCUUUCCCCAGGAGUUGGGCUGACCUGCUCCCCACCCAGCCAUGUCGGGGAUGAAGGGUGGACGGUGGGCAGCCCUGCAUUCCUCUGGAUUCCUCUGGAUCCUGGUUUCCAGUGUAAAGAAGCUGGGUGGUCUUGGGCCACCUCCUUGCUGUCUCUGGGCCCAAGUAUCCCUCUCCUUGUGGGGGAGAAGAUCAGUGCCCUCCGCAGCCUGUCGUGGUGGUCAGAUGAGUCACACAGGCAUAGGAGAUGCAAUUCAGCAUCCUUAUGAGCCGCCAUGGCAUCAGAUGUACCCCGGGGGUGAGGGCUGGGGGGUGGAAGUGGGCUCAGAGACCCCAGUCCAGCCUGAUACAAAAACUCCCUCAUCUGUGUCUCCUUUGUGAGGUCACAGGCCCAGGGUCUCCCGGAUCCCAGGCAGAAGGUGGUCGGGGCUUCUUUGCACACCUCCUUUGCCCAGCUUCCCAUCCCCCAACGGGCACCCCUCAGUCCAGAGUGACCGACCCGCAGGGGACAAUAUCAGACAGGGAAGCUGAGGCAGAGAGAUGAGUUACCUGCCCGAGGUCACAAGGCCAGGGUGCGUCUGAGCCAGAGGACAUGCCCAGAUGGCAGGCAGGUCUCCCGGGUCUCGGCAGUGACCAGCGCCUCUUCCUCCAAGACGGAGGGUGGGGCCUGGGGGCCAGGUUGAGGCCGAGAGGGACUCUGAGAAUGUCCCCUUUCUGCUGCACUGUCACCCUCUCUGGGGGCCAUGGGGCCUGCCUUGUGCCCCGGGCAACGGCUCGGUUCAUCCCAACCAGAGCUGGAGGCCUGUGGGGUCCGCCUGGCUCCCCCCACCAUCAUGCCUAACGCCCUAGGGGCUGGGGCAAGCUCAGUUCUCAGGACCAUGGAGCAUUCCAGAAAACUGAGGGCCGUGGCGUAGCCCCUUAACCAGAGCUGGCAGCCUUGGGUGCACGGAUGUCCAGCCCUGGGCUCAGAACUGGACAGCACGGUCUUAUCCUUGCAAAGCACCAUGUCAGCUGGCGGGCGCUCUCAUACCCCCGACAGACGAGGGGACUGGGGCGCCAAGACCUCUCUCAGGAUGGACCCUUUCGCGGACACGCUGCAGCGGCUGCGGGAGGCCUUCAGCGCGGGGCGGACGCGGCCGGCCGAGUUCCGGGCGGCGCAGCUCCAGGGCCUGGGCCGCUUCCUGCGGGACCACAAGCAGCUUCUGCAGGAGGCGCUGGCGCAAGACCUGCACAAGGAACAUAGUAAGCCUGCACCCGCCUCAGGGACUUUGCACAAGCUGUGCCCUUUGCCUGGAAGAUCCUGCCUCCAGUCAGCUUUCGAGUCAGAGGUGUCUGAGAUCAGCAUCAGCCAGAGCGAGAUCAACUUGGCCCUCAGGAAUCUGAGGUCAUGGAUGAAGGAUGAGAAAGUGCCCAAGAACCUGGCCACGCAGCUGGACUCGGCGUUCAUCAGGAAGGAGCCCUUCGGCCUGGUGCUCAUCAUCGCCCCCUGGAACUACCCCGUGAACCUGAUCCUGGUGCCGCUGGUGGGCGCCCUCGCAGCAGGGAACUGCGUGGUGUUGAAGCCAUCGGAGUUCAGCAGAAGCACCGAGAAGGUCCUGGCCGACGUGCUGCCCCGAUACCUAGACCAGAGCUGCUUUGCCGUGGUGCUGGGCGGGCCUCAGGAGACGGGGCAGCUGCUGCAGCACAAGUUCGACUACAUCUUCUUCACGGGGAGCCCUCGAGUGGGCAGGAUCGUCAUGUCCGCCGCCGCCAAGCACCUGACGCCCGUCACGCUGGAGCUGGGGGGCAAGAACCCCUGCUACGUGGACGACGACUGUGAUGCCCAGACCGUGGCCAACCGCGUGGCCUGGUUCCGCUACUUCAACACCGGCCAGACCUGCGUGGCCCCCGACUACGUGCUGUGCAGCCCUGACACGCAGGCGCGGCUGCUGCCCGCCCUGCAGAGCGCCAUCACCCGCUUCUACGGCGACGACCCGCGGGGCUCCCCGAACCUGGGCCGCAUCAUCAGCCAGAAGCACUUCCGGCGGCUCCAAGGCCUGCUGGGCUGCGGCCGCGUGGCCAUUGGCGGCCAGAGCGAUGAGGGCGAGCGCUACAUCGCCCCCACGGUGCUGGUGGACGUGGCGGAGACGGAGCCGGUGAUGCAGGAGGAGAUCUUCGGACCCAUCCUGCCCAUCGUGAACGUGAGGAGCCUGGACGAGGCCAUCGACUUCAUCAACCGUCGGGAGAAGCCCCUGGCCCUGUACGCCUUCUCCAACAGCAAACAGGUGGUCAAGCGAGUGCUGGCCGAGACCAGCAGCGGGAGCUUCUGCGGGAACGACGGCUUCAUGCACUUGACCCUCUCCAGUCUGCCUUUUGGAGGAGUGGGUGCCAGUGGGAUGGGCAACUACCACGGCAAGUUCUCCUUUGACACCUUCUCCCACCACCGCGCCUGCCUGCUGCGCCGCCCUGGGAUGGAGAAGAUCUACUCCAUCCGCUACCCCCCCUACUCACCUCGCAAGCUGAGGAUGCUGCUGGUGGCCAUGGAGGCCCGUGGCUGCAGCUGCACCCUGCUCUGAGCCCGCCUCGGGCACCCGGGCACCGGGCGCUGCUCCGGCCUUCAUCUGUGAGUGCGCUGCCCCUGCCACCUGGGGCUCGUGGAGACGUGGCCUGGGCUCCACACGCAAGGAGGAAAAGACCUCGGCCCGGACCGGUCUUGCCCUCCUCGCUCCCAGGGCUUUUCUUUUCCAGCCCUCAGCCUCUUCCCUCGGCCGCCUCCCAGCUAGGACGGGGCCAAGGUGAGGGAGCCUGGGAAACAAGGCAGUGACCCGCCCUCUCCCGCCUCCCAUCUAGCCACCCGUGUCCUGGGAGAGGCUGGCAGGCAGGGAUACCUCUGAGCCACCCCCCUUCCUGUGGAGGGCCCAGAAGGGGCCACACUGCAGACCUGCAGCGGCCCAGGCCCCGGGAAGAAAUCCCUGCGCUCCCUGAGGUUUUUUUUCUAUCUGCACAGCAGAGGUGAUGUCUUGGCACCUCUGGAGAUGGUCACGAGGAUUAGAUUUUUGCAGUUUAAUAAAUUAAUUGUUGACCCCAA